Messenger RNA from Triplophysa dalaica, 5634 nucleotides. It is a transcript of the gene mxd1, whose product is annotated as MAX dimerization protein 1. NCBI's taxonomy places the organism in Eukaryota, Metazoa, Chordata, Actinopteri, Cypriniformes, Nemacheilidae. Gene Ontology annotation, biological process: negative regulation of transcription by RNA polymerase II. The transcript is spliced from 6 exons. The coding region runs from base 1063 to 1728 and encodes 221 amino acids. The record is from RefSeq and is a predicted model, not a curated record. Gene Ontology annotation, molecular function: RNA polymerase II cis-regulatory region sequence-specific DNA binding; DNA-binding transcription factor activity, RNA polymerase II-specific; protein dimerization activity.
CAGGAACAGUAACAUGACAGCAACUAGCAAACAUCUCAUCUGACUGACACAACGACGUUAUGGUUUUGGUAGCUGCGUGUUUUUUGUCCUAUUUUUGUUGAAUUUUCCUCUGCUGCACACAUUACGUGCAGCUCGAGCUUUUUAAUAAGUAGCCAGACCGUUUGUCAAGCUUAGAAUAGCGAAACCAGCCGAUUGUUUGGACUUUGAGGCAGUCCAAUCUCUAUUUUCAUCGCUUUUUUCCCCAACGACUAAUCAACAUUUUUUCACGUUUUUCCUUUUUUACUACACGUCAAAGUGUUGCUUGCCACUUCGCCGACGAGGCAUAUCGAAAAUGGCUUUGAAUGCUGUUUGUUUUCCAAACGCAACCAGCACAGCAGCAUAAAAGCACGAGCUAAAAUAACAAAAAUAUCACCACCAGCUGCUCAAACUCACCUUUUUGUUAAAGCUGGCAACCAACAGAUCUGACCGAGCGGUCUGUCAGUCUAGUAUUUUGGUCUGUUUUUUUUCACGAUGCACGUUGGUCUCUAGAGCUUAAGUAUCAGAGUCUAAAAAUUGACUUCUCUGUUUGACAGCUCGUCUUUAAACGUAUUUAGACUUUCCUGACUGUCACCAUUUACAUGCUUCCAGAAAGAGUUGCCUUGAUUUUGCAAACCUGGAUUGUUUUUUGGUUUUGCAUGAGUGUUUUUCCACGGUCGUGUUGCUCGAGUUCUCAUUUUCUUCACAUUUGAUGUGCAGUUUCUCGUCUAACAUGAGCAGGACUAGUUAAUCUAGUGAUUUUUGGCAGCUGAGGGACAUUUUUAUUCGUUUUUCUCAUCCAGACUUUUUGAAAUCAUCGUUAGAAAACAGACGUGUUUAUUUACACAUUUUUGGUUCUCUCAGAUAUCAACCACCCCCAUAUCUAAACAUUUCCCUCGCUGCCUGACAUUGUUAUUUUAUAAACUCGUCUGGUUGGAUUUUUUUAUUCUCCAAAAGCUAAAGGACGGAAAAAACACGAAGCAACGAAAGGCUGCUGGUGCUUGUUUUUUCCCCUUCUGACCCGGAUUGUCAUUUUUAUCGCGGAAAAUGUCGGCUAUUGAAAAACUGCAGAUGUUGAUCGAAGCAGCUGAAUAUCUCGAUCGAAGAGAAAGAGAAGCGGAACAUGGCUACGCCUCAAUGUUACCGUUCACCAGCAGCAAAGAUAGGGACGGCUCGAAGCGAAAAAUCAAAAGCAAGAAAAAUUGCAGUAGCAGGUCUACACACAACGAGAUGGAGAAGAACAGGAGGGCAAAUUUACGGCUGUGUUUGGAACGCUUGAAAUCCCUCGUGCCCUUAGGACCAGACUCAAACAGGCACACAACCCUCAGCCUACUCAUGAGGGCUAGGGAACACAUCAAGAGACUCGAGGAGGGCGAGCGAAAGGCUCAGCACACUUUAGACCAUCUGCAGAGAGAACAAAGACACCUGCGCAGACGUCUGGAGCAGCUGGGAGUGGAGCGCACACGGAUGGACAGCAUGGGCUCCACCAUCUCCUCUGACAAAUCUGACUCUGACCAAGAAGAGGUGGAUGUCGACGUAGAGGGAACAGACUAUCUGCUGGGUGAUCUGGAGUGGAGCACCAGCAGCGUAAGCGACUCGGACGAGCGGGGAAGCUUGCGCAGUAGCUGCAGCGACGAAGGCUAUUCCAGUGCCAGUCUACUUCACCUCGCCAACUCUCAGGAGAAGAGCCCGACGCUGGGCUGCAGUCUUUAAGAGCACAGAUCUCCACGGUACUCAACCACUCAUCACUCACCACCUCAACCCGUACCUCCAGUCAUCUCCUGCCACGUCCUGCUCUAAUACUCAAACGAUGUUGCCUCUUUUGUGACCGAUGACAAAGACAGAAACAGCCUUUCUCGAUGCUCUGACAAAUCCAGUCUGUUGUGUUUGUGUGUGUGCGGAGUCCAAAGGAGGAUGCACGGAGAAGGUAUUGGAAUUCGACCAUGGUGUACAAUAAACAGACCUUCUACGAACUGGGAGUCAAGGCCCAUGUGAGCCUGCCGAAGACAGGCCUUCUCCACGACCCUAACCGAUCCCCUCACACCAUCGGCUUCACUCCCCAAUCUCCGGUGGUGGAGGCAGAAUGUUAACACCUCCCUUAGUCCAAUCAUAUCUUCCUACCCUUUCCCAUCAUCCAAUUGCAUCCAAUAAUGGAGAGAGGCACUCGAUCGGGAUAUUCCCUACUCAAAAGACCCUACAGGGAUCCUUAAAGGGUUCCUCCUCCCAAAAAUGUGUCUGUCAUAAAUCACUCACCCUGAAGUCGUUCUUCAAGCCCAGAACCUCCAUUUAUCUCCAGAACUCCUCCAUAGACUGAAACGCAACCAAACUUCAAACACUGACAGUGGGAAAAAAUAUUGUUAAAAUAGUCCAUGUCACUCCAGUGGUUUAGCUUUAAUUAUAUAAUGCGACGAGGAUACGUUUUGUGCACAAACAAACAAAAAUACAGACUAUAUUCAACAAUUUCCUGACUUCUGUUAGUUUCCAAUGCGUGUUCACAAGUCAUCGUGUUUGGGUGCUCUUGUCAACACGAUAAGUAUCCUCAUCGCUUUAUAUAAUUAAGGCUGAACCACUGGAGUGACAUGGACUAUUUCAAUGAUGUGUUUACUCGCUAUCAGCGCUUUGAAGUUUGGUUGCAUUUCAGUCUAUGGAGGAGUCAGUAAGCUCCGGGAUCUCAAUUUGCAUUCAGGAUAAAAACGGAGGUCCAAGGCUUGAAGAGCGACUUGAGGGUGAGUCAUUUAUGACAGGAUUUUGUGGCGGAGGUACGCUUUAAAGACCUCAAAGCCAGGUGAAGAAUGUGUACCAUAACACGCCCACUGCCUACUCACUGUCUCGCUCUGGGACAAUCGCAACCAAGGCUGUCUUUGACGGCCCUUUAUCGUUGCUACAAUCAGAAUGAACCGUCCAGAAGACACAGGGCUGGGUCAUUUGACCAGUUAGUUAACCUACCAGAGCAUGGUAUUUUGCACUUAGACAACGAUUUAGUAGAAGUGGCCCUUUGCGCUCGACCGAAGCCGCUUUCGCCCUGUCAUGCAGAAUAAACGCGGACGGGACAACGGAGCAAAAGGGCUACUUCUACCGUGCAGGCAAGGAUCGCUGGGUGUCAAAAGAUGUACUGUAAUGUCGUUUCGUUUCUAACGUCUCUUCUAAGGGACUGCAGCUACUGUAGUGAUGUAUCAGGUGUAGUGUGUUAGCUAGUCUUAAAAAUAUCUACCUGCACUGUCUAAUACCCGCCCGCCUGCCACUCCCAUCACGUGCUGGGAGUUAUCACUGAUGUGUCGUUGUUGUGUGUUUUUUACCCAGCAAGCACUUGUAAUGUCCAUGCUGUGCAGAAUCAUCAGGUCGGUAGCAAUACACCCCUCAACUGAACUGACUUUCAGUUUUUGACAUCCUGAGCAAAGGAACGCUGUCGUGGGGUUUGUUUUUUUGUUGACUUUUUUUAAGCAUCUGUGCUUUGCUUUUAAUGCCCCCUAGGUGCCACCUUGAAUUUUAUUACUACCGGGGGCGACACAACUGACAUCGUCGUGAAGAACGGAGCAUGAGAUUCUUUGAAGGGUUUGUGGGUGGGUUUUAUGAAAUGGGGCGGGGAUGGUUUUGAAAUCUGGAUCUCAGGUAUCUCUUCCUCUCUCUCUCUAAGGACAGUGGCGUUUUCGUGUGUGUGUGCGUGUUGCAUCCUCUUGUUCAUUUUUGGUGUCCUUUUUUCUCUCGACUGUUUAGCCCCAGAAGUACGAGGGCGAUUGUAAAAGCACAUUCCAUGAGUAGCAGAGCAGCUUGGUCGGGGUUAUUGCGUGCACCGCGGACAUUGAUAGAAAGGUCCGAGGCUUCAGGUUACCUAUGAGCAAUGAAUCCUCACCGCAUCUGUGCCAUCAGGCUCAUUGUACGAGUGUGUGGAAGCAUGCCUGUGUGUGUGGUUUCUUGGUGGCUACAUCACUGCAUUGCAGUUUUACUUCGGCACCCAGUUAUCUACCAUUUCUGCUAAAUGUAGUCAUGUAUAUAGUUCACAGAAAAGAGAGAUAUCUACCCUAUAUGUACGUAUAUUGAUAAAGUGUUUAUAUUUGAUCUAUAUAUAUAUUCAAACAUAGACUAUAUAUAUAUAUAUAUAUAUAUAUAUAUAUGAGAUUAUAUUUAAGUAGUGAUUGCCUUAGUUGCUUUUGUUUUCCCUAUAUUGUUAGUUUCGAUGUGUAGUUGAUUUGCACUACAUAAAAAUACAUAUAAUUAUAUAUUCGAAAACUUUACAUGACCUCAAAUUGGUCCUCUUUCAUUUUCCUAUUAUUCCUGCUCUAGAAAAUAAAAAUGUGUUAAAAAAUUAUAAAAAAAUUAAAAACGCAUUAAAAAUAAAUAGGGGAUAUUUGUUAGUGUGUUGGUGGUAUUGAAGUGGUGAAAAGUGGCUAUGGGAAUGAAGUCCUUUUGUUAUUGUGCCUGAUGGGUCCAGGGAAAUGGUUAACUACAUAUGUUUUCCUAUAACUCUAGUGAGUAAAAUGAUGUAGGUUUUGUAGAGAGUCUUUGUGAGUGAUACGCGUCUGAAUGUAGUGAAAACUUCACGAUCGCAUCACAUGCCAAGAUUAACUCAGAUUUACAAUAUGUAAUUUUAUAUAACUUGAAUGAUGCACCAAAAAAAUCAUUUUAAAUGGAACAAAAAUAAACAAUUGUUCUUUCUUUACAUAUGGAAUGCUGCUGUUGAUUAGUUAUAAAUAUGAAAUGUAAAAAAGUGUGUGCAUUGUAGCAAUGAGAGCAUUAGAGCACCGUGUAUUUUGGAGACGGGGAGGGGUGGCGUAUAAAUAUAUGUUCUCUUGUGACGUCACUGUCCACAGACGGAGAGAAAGGGCUCGAUUCUCUUAUUUUCUUCUUGGGAGGGUGGAGGCUUUAGGGCUGUAUGACUUUUGUAUUGAUAUGCUUUCGUCUUGUUUUUAUUUGUUACAAGUGUUUAAAGAAAAGUGCAAACAAAAAGUGAACUUCUUUCUCAAGAUUGUGUCUUGUUAAAAAUUGGUGUCUUGAAGUUUCUCACGCCCUCUGAAGUUCCUUCUGAUUUCCACAGUCUGACCCCUUCUAUGCGUAACCUAUCUCCUAUCUCGUCGUCUUCUGUGAACAACGGUGACGGGACAUGGUUAACGCAUUGCGAGCGUUAUGUGAAAGACUGGUGCUGUCACACACGGAUGUGAAUUCCUGCUCCGACGUACCGUGUCCCUGCGCUGCCCUUAUCACAGUCAAUGAUGUCACCGUGAGAGGGGGGUAGAUGUACUACUUUGAUUUGUAUAUAUGGGUAAUUUAUCGUAAGCUGAGUACAAAACGGCUAGAGCCUUAAGACAUACAAAUGUAUGGACUCCAUAGAUGUCGUCAGAAACCGAUGGCAGACGUGGUCCACAUGAGAAGAGCCCAUCGGCAGUCAUUCCCAUUGAUUGUGACUGCGUCUCAGGUGUCUUACACCUUCACAAAUACACACAAACACACAUACUCAUCCUUCACAUACUGCCUCUUGUAACAAAAGAGGCUUAUGUCUGUUUUACAUUCAAUCAGAAAUGGACAUUUCUAUGCUGUUACUUUUUAAGAAUUGGGCUACUUUGAUGUUGACUGCUAAAUAUGUGGUUAAAAGGAAUGACCUUAAAAUAAAAAACUUAAAAUGUA